Selaginella moellendorffii is the source of this 7490-nucleotide messenger RNA. RefSeq names its product protein NETWORKED 1D. The coding region runs from base 347 to 7405 and encodes 2352 amino acids. The transcript has 4 exons. The record is from RefSeq and is a predicted model, not a curated record. Gene Ontology annotation, molecular function: actin binding. NCBI's taxonomy places the organism in Eukaryota, Viridiplantae, Streptophyta, Lycopodiopsida, Selaginellales, Selaginellaceae.
AUUGGCGUAAUGUGGGGCAGGGCUUUUAAAGACUGCCAACCAUGACAAGAAAAAUAAUUGUAUCUGACGGCUGCGAUUUGCGGCUGCGCGAUGGACGGCAUCCGUAUGCUCUUGCCAGCGUGGCAUUAUCGACGGCGUCCAUUCGCUCCUACUAGGAGUCCUUGUAGAGGAGGAUUGCGAAUUUUCUUCCUCCUCGUUCUUGCAGCCGCGCUUGCGCCAUCGCGAUUGGAAAGGGCGAGCUUCAGGAGGUUGUACUGUGGAGUGUGGAGCUUAUACUAGUGUAAGAAAGAUAAAAGAGGGAGCUCACGAGGAGAAUGUGAAUUAAAGUAGCAUCGUCUUGUGACUGAUGGGGAAGUCACACACUUGGUGGUGGGAUAGUCAUAUCAGUCCAAAGAAUUCCAAAUGGCUCGAGGACAAUCUCCAAGAUAUGGAUGCCAAGGUGAAAGAAAUGCUCAAACUUAUCGAGGAAGACGCAGAUUCUUUUGCCAAGCGGGCCGAGAUGUACUAUCAAAAGAGGCCAGAACUCGUCGGGUUGGUUGAGGCAUUUUACAGAUCGUACAGGUCUCUCGCUGAGCGGUACGACCAACUUACUGGUGAGCUGCGAGAAAGUAUGCCAGAGAUGAAUUCCCCGUUUGGAAAGAGACUCACCUUCAAGAAGAAGUCCAAGCCGGGGGAGAGUCCGAAAGAGUCGAAGAAGUCCGAGAAGAAGAAAGAAAAGAAUAAAAAGGAUGCAGAGUCUGACUCUAGUAGCUCUUCAAGCUCUGACGACGACAACUCGGACGAUGAUUCAAGGCAGCACAAGAUGUUGUUCAGCUUGCAGCAAGAAAACAAGCAGCUUAAGGAACAGCUGGGCUCAACCGAUUGGAAGAGAAAGGUUGAGGAUCUCGAAGAGGAGCUCAAACAGGUGACAGGCCGGAACAGUGUGUUACUGAGCCAAGUUGUGCCUCCUGAGGAGCUGAAAGGUCUCCAAGAGGAAGUCACCUCUUUGCAAACGGAGCGGACCUCUUUAAAAGACGAGAUGACCAAACUGUCGACCGAGAACAAAGGCUUGAUUGAUCAACUACGCAAAGCAAACGAGGAGAUCAGCGUGUUUCUGGGAGAGAUGGAGAUGGAUCACUCGGCCAAGGAUGACGGUGCAGCAGCAAAGAAUUUAUCUUUGCAUGAGAUGAUCAAGGAGCUACAGCAAGAGUGCUCACGACUGCAGGUGGACAGUCAGAGGAGUAGCGAGAUACAAAAGACUCUUAAGGCGGGAGUUCAGAAACUCGAGCAAGAACAAGAAAGUCUGGCUGCAGAAGUUUCUCAGAAGACGAGUGAGCUGCAAGCUGCCGAAGAGAUAGUAUCCAAGCUUACGAGGGAAAAGACGGAACUUCACGACAGGCAUUUGACGCUGGAAGAUCAACUCAACACACACUCGAACGAAAACAGGGAACUCAGGGAGCUGCAUGUGAGUCUGUCGGCUGAACAUCAAAACAUGCUCACUGAAAAAGAGAACGAUAUUCAGACACUCAAAGGCGAGAUAACUUCUGGUGCCGAGCGCGUCAGAGAACUUCAAGAACAGAUUGGUGCUCUCGAGAAAGAUAAGUCGGAGCUUCAAGCCAAAGUUGAAGCACAUGCAGCUGAGGUUGGCAGCCUGAAAGAAGAAGUCAUCUCCUUGGAAGAAGAAAUCAGGAACCUCAGAAGUAUUAUUUCAGCUAGCGAGUUGCAAGCCAAAGAGCAAGAAGAAGCUGUCAAAAAGCUGCACUCGAAGGUGUUCGACCUCGUCCGAAGGCUUGAAGAUCAUGGAGUGGAUUCGGAGACGGAUAUUUGGCUGUGGGUUCAGAAACUCGAAGAAGGCAUUUCCCGCCUCGAUGCAGCAAAAACUGAGUCUCAGAGCCAGCUUGCCAUUCAUGCUGAACACUUAAGUUCGUUGGAGCGCGAGAUGUCCGAUCUUCAGAGUCAGAAGCAACAAGAGUUGACCGAAGCGCAAGCGAAAAUCAACGAGCUGAAAUCCGAGUGCCAGAAACAUGGGGAGGAGGCUCUCUCUGUAGGAGAGCGUGUCAAGGUUCUUACGGAGACGCUUGCAACUCUGCAGGCCACUCACUCGAACCUUCAGACGGAACUCUCAGAGGUAACAGAAGCCAAAAAGCUGGCAGAGAAGAACAUUUUGGAUCUCCAAGCCAUGAAAGAGUCCAGCGAUUCCGAAGCGAAGGCAGCACUCAAGCAGCUGGAAGAAAGCCUUGCAUCGGCUACUGAACAGCACAGGAUACUGCAAGAAAACCUCGAUGGACUCAAGGUCACGAUGCAGGAGAAAGAAGAUCAGAUCGGUCGCCUUGAGCAAGAGAAAUCAGAACUGGAGGCAAAAGUAGCAUUCCAUGGAACCGAGAUAGAGAACCUCCGGGAACUUAACAGAAGUUCAGAGGAACAGCUGUCGAGCAAGACAGAUUACUCCACCAACUUGGAAGUGGAGCUGUCGGCUUUGCGAACAGAGAAAGCAAGUCUCGUGAGCCAGUUUGAGGAGGAAGGACAGAAAUCGAUGUCACUGGAUUCCGAGGUUCAGCGCUUGAAGUCCGAGCUUGCUGCUGUACAAGGGCAGCAUGCUGAACUCAGCUCGACUCACCAAAGAGGAAUUGAUGAAGCUUUUGUUCUCGGUGCAAGCAUGAAGACACUGACAGAAAAGCAUCAGGAUUUGCAAGGCAAGCACGAGAAACUCCAGGCCGAAGUUUCAGCAGCAACCGAGCUUUGUCGGAAGCUGGAGACAGAGAUUGCAAAUACAAAGGAAGAGAAGGAGAAGGUAGCAGCAGAGCUCCAGAGUAGCAUGGAAAAGCUGCGCGAGCUUUCACUGGAGCUUCAAAAACGGGAAGAAGUAAUCACGUCCCUGAAAGCCACAAUAUCCGACAAGGAGGGUGAGGUUGAAAAGAUAGUUAAGGAUCUCGAAGCAUGCAAGGAACAAAUCUCGACGUUAGAACAAAAGCUUGUCGUUUCUGAGAAAGCCAGGGAGGCAUUAGAAGCACAUGCGCAGAAGCUUCAGUCUGAGAAGGAAGAAAUGAACGGACAGCAUCGGCAACUUAACACGGACAACGAGCAGGCGAAGUCCGAAUUGGUGACAUCCAAAAACGAGUCUGAGAGGCUUCGUGUGAUCUGGUCGCAAGAAAAAGAAGAGCUCCAGGAAAGGAUGGGCAAAGUUACCAGUGAACUGGAGGAGGUGAAAAGACUCAAGGAUGAAGCCCAGGCGUUGCUGGAUGAGAAUUCCCAGCUGCACAAGACGAGGGAGCUCGAGAUGGAAAGUUUAAAGCACACCAGGUCUCGAGAAACUUUCAGCUUGUAUAAGUUUCUCUUUGGAGAUGACGACGAUCAGCCUGAAGAACGGGAUGUAAGCCAUGACGAGGUGGCGAAGAAAGCGAUCGAACUGCAGUCGAAGUACUCGGAGCUGAAGACACGAGAAGUGUCCUUGAAGAGCGACAUUAUAGAAGGAAACAUCCGAAUUCAGCAACUCGAAGAAGAAAUCGUCACGCUGAAGGGAGAAAAGGAACUUCUUGAUGAAGAGUUGAAGAAAAGCACGACGAUGCAGGAUAAACUCACUUCUGACUGUGAGCAGCAAACGAAGAGCCUGAACUCGGUGAACGAAGAGCUGGAGAAAUUCAAAGAGAUGCGAUCCAGAGAGAUUCUCAGGCUGCUUUCGUCACUUGGUGUGGAAAACGGGGAAGGCUCCUACGACGAUGUCGAAAAACACCUGGCAACGUUCCAAACAAGCCAUGCAGACUUGAAAGAGAGGGAGCUACAGCUGCAAAGCAAGCUAGCUGCAAAGACGACCCGUCUUCAGGAGCUCGAGGAGCAUGGAACAUGCUUACAGAACGAAAUUCUUGAUGGAAAGACUCGCAUUCAACAGCUCGAGGAGGAGAUUGAGAAGCUGAAGCAAGAAAAGAGCUCCCUCGAUGAAGAAUACCAAAAGAGUACCGGACUGCACACAAACCUGGUAUCUGACUUCGAGAGACAAACAGAAAAUCUGAACUCGGUGACGAAAGAGUUUGAUAUGCUCAAGGAGACCAGAUCGAAAGAGAUGUUCAAUCUGCUAGCGUUUUUCGGGCUGGAAAAGGAGAAAACAGCUGAUCAGUCACGAGAACUUACUCACGACGUUAUCGAGAGGCAUGUGACGGACCUGCAAACCAGCCACCAAGAGCUAAAAAAACGGGAGCUACAGCUGCAGGACGAAAUGUCUACGAGCAAUGCCCGUAUCCAAGAACUUGUCGAAGAGACUGGCAAAAUCAAACAGGAGAAGAGUGGCCUCCAAGAAGAGUAUCAGAGGACUGUCGAGAAUGAGACGAAGAAAGCAGCAGAGUACGAACGCAGAAUCCAAGAGCUGGAAGUUUUGGUCAGUGAGUCCGAGAAGAAGCAGCGACAACUAUCUGCAGAGCUCCAGAAGGUUACCGAAGAGCACGGGGAUGUCUCUGGAAAUCUAAAAAAGGUGAUUGCGGAGCUGACCUGCCUGCAAAAGGAGCACGAACAGCUUCAGGCGGGGAAGAAGCAAACAGAUUCGGACUUGGAAAAAACUAAGGUGGACUUGCAAAGUAGCCAACUGGAGCUGGAGAGACGAGAGCGGCAGCUACAGGACGAACUUUCUGCUAGCAAUGCUCGUCUCCAGGAACUUGUGGAAGAGAUUGGCAAGCUCAAACAAGACAAGAGCGAUCUGCAUGAGGAGCUUCAGAGGAGUAUUGAGAAGGAGGCGAAGCAAACCGUUGAUUACGAACGUAAACUUCAAGAGCUGGAAGCGACUGUCAAGGAGUCUGAGGAAAAUUGCCAGAAGCUAACAGCAGAGUCUCAGAAGGUUACUGAAGAGCAUGCGAGUGUCUCUGCAAACGUGCAAAAGCUCGAUGCAGAGCUGGCGGGCUUGCAAAAGGAGCACGAACAGCUUCAGGCGGAGAAGAAGAUGGCAGAGUCGGACUUGGAGAAUACUAAGGUAGCUUUGCAAGCUAGUCAACUGGAGCUGGAGAAACGACAGCGGGAGCUGGAGGACGACCUUUCUGCUAGUAAUGCUCGACUCCAGGAAGCCAUGGGAGAGAUCGGGCAGCUCAAACAGGAAAAAUGUGACCUGCAUGAAGAGCAUCAAAGGAGUGUUGAGAAUGAGGCGAAGAAAACAGCUGAUUACGACCGUAAAAUUCAAGAGCUGGAAGUCACGGUCAAGGAUUUCGAAGAAAGGUGCCAGAAACUAGCCGCAGAUUUACAGAAGGCUAAUGAAGAGCAUGCGAGUGUCUCUGCAAGCAUGGAGAAGCUCAAUGCGGAGCUAACAUCCUUGCAAAAGGAACACGAACAGCUUCAAGCCGGGAAGAAAAACGUGGAGUCGGACUUGGUGGAUACCAAGUCUGAAUUGGAGCAGACUCGCCUCAGGGCACAACAAGAGAAGGAAGAGUUUAAAGCAAAGUUGAGCCGAAGCGCCUGUGAUCUGGAAGAGAUGAAGCAGCUGAAGGAGAAGACACAGGCUUUACUGGAUGAAAAAGCCGAGGUGCACGAGACGAGAGAGCUUGAGUUUGAGAGCUUCAAACAAGCUAAGUCGCGCGAGUCUUUCAGCCUGUUCAAGUAUUUGUUUGGAGCGGAUGAUAGCCCGCCUGAGGAGCGAGAUGUGACUCAUGACGAGGUGGAGAAAAAAGCCAUGGAACUACAGUCGAAGUACGGGGAGCUCAAAGAACGGGAAGCCUGCUUAAGUAGUGACUUAGAGCGUCGAGGCGCACGUAUCCAGCAACUCGAAGACGAGAUUGAUAAGCUGAAGCAAGAGAAGGAUUCCUUGAACAAGGAGGUAAAGAAGGCAAGCAUGCUCCACGCAGAGCUGGCCUCUCACUUGAAGGAGCGGGAGGAGAACCUGACCGUGAUGACAAGAGAUUACGAAGCAUUCAAGGAGACCAGAUCAAAAGAGAUCUGGAAGCUGCUUACGUUCUUUGGGAUGGAGAAGCCUGAAGAGCAGCAGGAAACACGGGCGCCGCUUGGACAGGAUGUUGUUGAAAAGCAUGUGGCGGACUUGCAAGCAAACCAUAGAGCGCUAAAAGAACAGGAGCUACAACUGCAAAGCGAGAUAUCAAACAAGGAUGCUCAGCUUCGAGAGCUUGAGGAACAGAUCGCCAAACUCAAGUCCGAAAAAGACGAACUCGUUGCAAUGGACGCCAGAAAGACGAGCGAGAGCGAGCAGAGAAUUGGUGGCCUCCAGCUAGAGAUUGCCGGGCUUAAAGACAAGAACGAAAAGCUGGAUGCGGAGUAUCAAAGAGUAAAGGAGGAGCACCAUCAGGUCUCUACGAGCAUCGUCAAGCUCAACGACGAGCUGGCCUGCUUGCAAAAAGAAAAGGACGUGUUGGAGAAGGACAUGUCCACUGAGGUGCAAAAGCUGGAGGAUGAAAAGGCGGGUGUCAAGAAUCAGCUGGACACGAAGGUGACGGAAUUCGAAGAGGUCGUCCGAACACUUCACACGGAGAACAAGGACCUGGGAGAUAAACUAGCCGCGGAGGUGGAGGGAGUUCACGCAAUGCAGGACAAGCUGGCGGCGCUAGAAAACGAGAACCAGACCCUGCUGGAGGAAUCCAACAAGGUACGUGAUUUACAGCAGGAGCUUGCUUCUGUGCAGGAGGAGAACCGGAUGCUCAAGUUCGAGCUGUCCAAGCGGGACAUCUUAAUCAAGAGGCUGGAAGGAGACUUUAUCAAGCUGCGGGACGACAAGGCCGAGGUCACAGAGCAGCUGAAAACCGCCACCGAGCAGCUCAACCGGAUGCAUGCCGAGUUACUGGAGCUCCGUGAAGAGGACAAGAGGCUACGCAGCAAGCUCGAGUCCAUGGCAGAGAAGGUGCAAGGAUUGGAAGAGAAGAUCUCGGUGCUGGAGCAGGAGAACAGGAACUUGGUGGAGGAAGUGGAGGCAGGGAACAAGCAGAACAAGACGCUGGUGACAGUGCUCAUGUUCCUGCGAGCCGAGGUUUCAAGCAUCACGCAGAGGACAAAGGCGCUGGGCCGGGACGUGAGCGAGAGCGAGCAGGCGCUCAAGGCCAAGGACGACGCACUGGUAAAGCUUCAGGGCGAGAUGAAAGCUCUCCAAGCGGAGAGGCAGCGGAUGUCCCUCGCAAACUCGCAGCUGUCAAGCAAGGUGGUGGCUCUCGAGCAAGAGAACAAGCUCCAGAGCUCGGAGAUGGCCGAGGAGAAGAGAGCGGCGAUCCGGCAGCUGUGCUUCUCGCUCAGCUGCAUGAGGGAGCACAACGAGAGGCUGGAGCACUCGCUCAAGAACGUGAGGGUGAGGUACAGGCCCAAGCCGCCAACGCCAGCAUCGACAUGGAAGAGCUUCUGGAAUCCGUGGUACAACAAUAACAAUAACAGGAAUGCUCUCACUGGUGCUACGGGAUCCUCGAGUGACACUACUCCUACAGCCGCUGCCACUGCCACUACUACUGCUGCUGCGUGAGUAUAUAGGAGUGGUUCUAUCUUGUGCAUUUUUGUGUGUACUGUAAUAUUUUUGCGAGAUAAAUAAUGCGAUCAUUUUGCGACGA